CGGCGGUGGCGGGAGCGUGCCCGGUCCCCGCCCCUGUUUCCCACUCGCUUCCACCUCCGACCCGCUGGGGCUCGGAGAGGCGCCGCUCUCUGGUCCCCGGAGCCGCCCUGCAGCGGCCACCUACCCCCUCCGCUCGCGGCCAACCCGUCACUCUUCGCACGGUGCGCUCCUCCGUCUGGGCCAUGGAUGGCGGGGGUCUGAUGAACUUCUUUCUUCUGGUAUUAUUAACGGAUCUUCUACCAUGAACAAUUCUACUCCUUCUACAGGUGUGUAUGCUAAUGGGAAUGACAACAAGAAAUUUAAAGGAGAUAGACCUCCCUGUUCACCUUCCCGUGUUCUCCAUCUUCGCAAAAUUCCAUGUGAUGUCACCGAAGCAGAGGUCAUAUCAUUAGGUCUACCAUUUGGCAAAGUAACUAAUCUUUUGAUGUUGAAAGGAAAAAGCCAGGCUUUCUUAGAAAUGGCUUCUGAGGAAGCUGCAGUUACUAUGGUGAAUUAUUACACUCCUGUUACUCCUCAACUUCGAAGCCAGCCAGUUUAUAUUCAGUAUUCCAAUCACAGAGAACUUAAGACUGACAAUCUGCCUAAUCAAGCUAGAGCCCAAGCUGCAUUGCAGGCUGUCAGUGCUGUCCAGUCAGGAAACCUGGCCCUUCCUGGAGCUCCUUCCAAUGAAGGCACAGUCCUACCUGGACAGAGCCCUGUGCUCCGAAUAAUAAUUGAAAACCUCUUUUAUCCCGUUACUCUGGAAGUUCUUCAUCAGAUAUUUUCUAAAUUUGGAACAGUCUUGAAGAUUAUCACCUUUACAAAGAAUAAUCAAUUUCAAGCCUUGCUUCAGUAUGCUGACCCAGUGAAUGCACAUUAUGCCAAAAUGGCUCUGGAUGGCCAGAAUAUAUAUAAUGCAUGCUGCACUCUGCGUAUUGACUUCUCCAAGCUCACCAGCCUUAAUGUGAAAUAUAAUAAUGACAAAAGCAGAGACUUCACUCGCUUAGAUCUUCCUACUGGUGAUGGCCAGCCAUCUCUUGAACCCCCUAUGGCUGCUGCUUUUGGUGCACCAGGUAUAAUCUCUUCACCAUAUGCAGGGGCUGCUGGAUUUGCCCCAGCCAUUGGAUUUCCUCAAGCUACAGGUCUAUCAGUCCCAGCUGUUCCUGGAGCUCUUGGUCCUCUCACCCUCACCUCCUCUGCUGUCACUGGAAGGAUGGCCAUUCCUGGAGCAAGUGGUAUACCAGGAAAUUCUGUUCUACUUGUCACCAAUCUCAAUCCUGAUCUUAUCACACCACAUGGGCUUUUUAUUCUAUUUGGAGUAUAUGGUGAUGUCCAUAGAGUGAAGAUCAUGUUUAAUAAGAAAGAAAAUGCCUUGGUUCAGAUGGCAGAUGCAAGUCAAGCUCAGCUAGCAAUGAACCAUUUAAGUGGCCAGAGACUUUAUGGAAAAGUGCUUCGUGCUACAUUGUCCAAACACCAGUCAGUUCAGCUUCCUCGAGAGGGACAAGAAGACCAAGGUCUGACUAAGGAUUUCAGCAAUAGCCCUUUGCAUCGCUUUAAAAAGCCUGGCUCUAAGAAUUUCCAGAAUAUCUUUCCACCAUCAGCCACUCUGCAUCUUUCCAACAUUCCCCCUUCUGUUACAAUGGAUGAUUUGAAGAACCUUUUCACGGAAGCUGGAUGUUCAGUGAAGGCUUUUAAAUUCUUUCAGAAAGAUCGUAAAAUGGCGCUCAUUCAGUUGGCAUCUGUAGAAGAAGCAAUCCAGGCCCUCAUUGAGCUUCAUAAUCAUGAUCUUGGAGAAAAUCACCACCUCAGAGUUUCUUUCUCAAAAUCUACAAUCUGACUUUUCUGUGAAUUUUUCUCCUCUAAAACUGGACCAUAAUUUUACUAAAACCUACAGACAUAGACUGAAGUAGCUCAAGACCAAUUUUGCCUCUUUCAAAAAAAAAAAAAAAAAAAAAAACUCUUGAGUUUCAUAUUCAAGUAUAUUCAAAACAAGGGAUGGUCCCCCCCCGCCAUUUUUUCCCCUUCCAGUAUAUGAUCGAAGGUUUGUUAUUCCUUUGUACCAUGGUUUGUAUAAAAAUAACCUUCAGGAAAAAUAUUUUUCAGUAAUUUAAUUCCCUAUGUUAAAUUAGAUUUCAAAAGAACAUGCUUUCUUUUAGUUUGGGUCCAGAUCAGCCUUAUACAACAUCUCUAAACUCCUUUUGAGCUUUGAGAAAUUUAAACAUAUGGACUUUUAAAAUUACUUGAUGUAAGUAAUUUAAAUCACUUGCAACCAAGUUUUUAACUUUAUGAUUCAGAAAUUUGACCCCUGUAGGAAAUUAUGUUCACUUAUAAAUUAUGUCAAAUAUUUGCCAUAUAUUGAUGGUUAUACAUAUAAACACAUUGAAUUAUAUUGGAAGCAGACUUAUAAAUGUGCAUGUUUUCUUUCAAUGAUUUCUUUUUUUUUUUCUACUGUAUGACACUCCUUUGAAUAUGCAUAUCUUACCUUUUUAAGACUAUCUGGAAAAAAUUAAGUGUUUCAGCUGUCCCCAGGGAAAUUAAGAAGAAUCCAACCAGGAUCUAUUAAUAAGUCAGAAUAAUUAAUAAUUUUAUUAGAAAAAUCAUGUUUUAAAUUUCAAAAUGAUACUGAUUUGUCGAGUAAUAUAAUAUGAUCUUGAAAAUUUUUUAAAAAAUAAUCCUACUUAUAAACUACUUUUUUAUAAUUGUUUUCAGGAAAAAAAGUUUACAGUCUUAAGGAAAUAUUCAGGUCUAUCAUAUGGUUUGACAGAUUUUUUAGAAGUUAUUUUUGGUAAGGUCUUCUUUUAGAAAAAAUUAAUCUCAAGGGUUUUUUGUACCACUAUAAUCUAUCUAAUACUUAUUCAGAAUUACUGUGUAUUUACUUAAUUUCUUCUUAUGUGCCUUAUUAUGUGCUUAAGAUACAAUAGGUUAGAGUUUUAUCUAAAUAUCUUGAAAACUAUAUUGUGGGCUUGGUGAGCAUUUUGUUUUUGCUUUCUCUGGUUUGGUAAGGAUUUUAAAGAUUUUUUGUUGUUAUUUUCAUUACAAUUUUAAGUGGUUUUCAAUAAGUAAUAGUUUUUAUUCAAAUCUUUGGUGCUUUGGUGCAGAGAUGGGGUGGGGAAGGGUGAAUGGUUUUGGGAAUAACUCAGUACACAUUUGUAGGCUUCUUUACAUUGUGACUCGUAGCAGUUAUUGCCAAUUAUCAUACACCAAUCUGGGGCUAUAGAAUGCAAUCUCAGUUUCUGGAUCUUUUCUAAUCUUUAUUGCCCAUCAGAAUUUGUCUCAGGAUUACUUGUUCUUUUCAGUACUCAAGUGAGAACUUGCUUUUCUUUGUUAAUGUAACUUCAUUUCUGAAUGCCCACAUAGUUGGAGUAUGAGAAAACUAGUUAUUUCUCAUACUUUCCUUCUCUUUCUGGUUGAAUGUAAGAGUACAUUUUAAUGUUGCUUCAGUGAUUGUAUUAUGUAAAAUUGUUUCUUUUUAACAAGAAACUGCUUUAUUAUUCCUUCAAUGCUUGAUCAGAUUUUUUUUUAAAGCAGAAUUAUUCAGAGGGAUUAAUUUCGUCCACCCAUUUACACUUUUCAUAAUUCUCAGAAUGGUUCAUCUUAACUUUUCAAAGAAUAUCUCAAAUCAUUUUGCUUUAUUCCAGCCAUUAAUUUGAACAUAGGUUGUUUUGGGGAAGCUGAAAGAGAUUAUAGGUUGUAACUCAACACUGAGUAACGGUUAGUUGGUAGAAUAUAAAGGUCAUUAAUUUGAGACCUUUGAAAUGGCUGAAUAGACAGGUAUACUAUCAUUUAUCUAUUGGUUUUUUUCCCCCACUUAUGAAAUACAUUUUUACCUUAAACACCCAAGUAGGAGAGGAAGGGAAACAAAUUGGAAAAUCUCCCAAAAUUUGUUUUUUUGUUUUUGUUUUUGUUUUUCCUUCUACACAAGCAACUUCCAGUGACAUGUUAAAUUGGAUUACUUUGUUUACUUUGGGAUGACUAUGUAAUUUAUUAAUUCAUAAUUCUCAUAACAUCCAGCAUUAAGUGUAGCAAGUAACUGAUAGCAGAAGGGAAAUAAUGGUGUUGAAUGUAAUUUUGAAGUGGGGGAUGGCCUUUAAGUCUGAGAAAGAACAUUUGAAUCCUUUUCAGGGAUUUAUGUAGAUAUGUGUGUGUGUGUUGUUUGUGUGUAUGUGUGUGUGUGUGUAUAGAUUCAUGUAUAUACAUACAUACACUUCUAAUGUAUAUACAUAUGCACAUUACAUACAUUUUUAUUUAUUGAAAAAGAAAAUUAACCAAAUUAAGAUUUGGAAAAGUGGGAUAUUAUUUUAAAAGUGCAUGUUUGAAGCCAUCAGAUUGUGUCUAAAAUUAGCUAUAGAGCACAUGGAUGUUGUCCAUAUUGAACUCUUUGCUAUUAGAAUUAUAGAGAUCUACGGUAUUUGUGUUGGCAUAGUUUUUGUAAAAAGACUCAAAAAAAAAAUUGAGGAUAGUGGAAAAACUAGAUUUGUUUUUUUAUUGUUUGUUUUGGCACACUUUUUUUUUUUCAGUAUCUUCUAAGCAGUGGUUUGUUUUCACUGUUGAUCUAUCAUAAUAUCCUAUUUUUAAGUUUAUUCACUUUAUUUUAAGGUAUACUUAUCACUUUUCAAGGUAUAUUGACUUACACAAAGUGUGUGUGUGUGUAUAUAUGCACACACACGCAUAUAUCAGGACUUUAAAAAAUAGCAGUACAUAUUUAACAAUAGCAAUUUAUGCCAAAACAUCUUACGUUGAGAUUUAAAUAAAUUACAUAGCAGUAAAAUGUGUUUCAUGUAAUGUACAAAUAGAAAAAUGAUGCAUUAUCUUAAUCUGUAACUUAUUGGAGAAGUAUCAGGAUUACCUAGUAGCUCCUACAGAGAAUGCCAUAAAUUCUUCAAGACUGAAUAUUACGAUCAUUUAUUUGUAGAAAUGUUUGAACUCAGUUUGUAGAGCCAUAAUUUUUGCCUGCCUGAUUCUUGAUGGGAGUGAGGUCUUCGUUGUCUCCAUCUGCUAUUGUGGUCAUCAGUUCUACUUCGUUUUAAGAAUUAGCUCCUAUGAAUCUCUGUUCAGCUCCGAAACUUUGUUCAAAGUCUCCAUGUCAUCAGUGAUGUUUAUAUUUGAGUGUAUUGUCAUGUAGAUUCUCUUCUAUUCCCAUUAAAUAUUUUUGGACAAAAAUGACACAUUCAAAAGCAUAUCUUUUCCUUCCCAUUAAGUCCCUUAAAAACCCUAAGUUUGCCAAACGAUCAGCCUGUUUCUUAGAAAACCUAAUGUGUACUGCUAUUUAUAAAACAACAACAACAAAAAGGACAGCAUCACUAUGUGUAAAGCAUUUUUCUUAGUCUUUUCUUUGUCUUGAUCUUUUGUUAAUGUUAACUUUUUAUCUGUUAAUGAACCUGCCAGACCUAAAAUACUUUUAUUGUGCUAAAACAUGGUUUAGAUUGCACAAAACUUUAAAAGUAUAACUUAGCUGUCUUUUAAAAGAGUUGUGUUGAUACCUGUAAGACUAUUUGCAGUCUUUUUUCAGAGCAAAUUCUAACAAUGGCUUAAAAAAUAAAAAUAACUAAAUCUUAAUUUGGGGGGGUUUAUAAAGGGAAAAAAGCAAAACAGGACCAAAGUUUAUGUGCCUUCUUCAGUAGUCUUAAAUGACCUUUUCUUCUUGUUCGAGACUAAGAUAGUAUCAGUAUUCUGGUUUUCAGGUAAUAUGUACUACAGAGUUUUAAAAGAAUGUUGUUCCACGAACUAGUCAUACAAGCAAAUAAUUGUAACUGUGUGAAGUCUCAGUUAUACUUUUGUCUUAUCACAUAAUCUUCAUUAUAGAGCAUUAUGCUGGUUCAAGAACAGAGCUGCUUUGUGGUAGUCACCUUAGUUUUUGCAACCUGAGGCAUAUGUUCCAGAGAACAGGGAUAUUUGUCUGGUCCAGUGACCUUGGUGAUAAUACUCAUGAUUGAAAGCUGCUUAUGGCAAAUUUAACUCAACACUCUCAGCAGAUUAUUUUUGUUGUUUUCAGUUCUUGGAUCUAUGUAGUAGUUGUAAUAAAUAUUUAAAUAGCUAUUUUGGGGGUCAUUAAAAAGAAUCAUACUCUGGCCUUUUUCCUUUACCAUUCAUUGUUACCCAGAUCUUUUAAAAAUUCAUCCCACAUCGAAAAAUUACUAAUUAUAAAGAUUGCUGACCAAGCAAAGUUUUGCAUCAAAAUGUCACCUCAUUGCUCUGACCAAAGACUGAGUGUUCUGGUUUUAACUCCUCUGUGAAACAUUUUCCCCAAGCUCCUUUCUGAAAGACCCAGUUGAGAGCGGCCUUUACUUUGUAUUUUCUAUUGGUGAACAGACUACUUAGAGAAAAUGGGAGUGCAAAUGUGAACAGAUGGAUUAGGAUGACAAGGGUUUGAUGGGCAUUUUCAGUACUGUAUUUAAGAAAAACAAAACAAAAUAGCACAGCUAGGAGCCUCUGACAUAGUCUUGUGUUUUAUGUGAUCUGUUCAUGAAAGUCCCUUUUUUCAGUUUAUAAGAAUAAAAUGCUGUAAAUAUUUGUAACAACAUUUUUUUUAACCAGGCCAAAAAAGAAAAAAGGUUUUUGGGAACAAGUUAACAUAUAAAGUGGUUUUAUAUAAAAACAUCAAUUGUCUUGUAUAUUUUGAUAAGCAGCAGUACCAGCUUUCAUUUGUAAUACAGUUUGUGGCAUUGGAAGAAAAGGAUUCUGUGAUUGUUGAAGUGAAUUAUGUUAUAAAUGCAAAGAGAAGAUAAAAUAUUAAAAACAUAUUUUCUAACUA
This is a messenger RNA of Marmota monax (woodchuck), 6730 nucleotides long. It is a transcript of the gene Ptbp3, whose product is annotated as polypyrimidine tract binding protein 3. Bases 242 to 1816 code for a protein of 524 amino acids. Gene Ontology annotation, molecular function: mRNA binding. The record is from RefSeq and is a predicted model, not a curated record. The transcript is spliced from 14 exons. Gene Ontology annotation, cellular component: nucleus. NCBI's taxonomy places the organism in Eukaryota, Metazoa, Chordata, Mammalia, Rodentia, Sciuridae. Gene Ontology annotation, biological process: mRNA processing; regulation of RNA splicing.